Molecule: messenger RNA, 1141 nt
Organism: Pipistrellus kuhlii (Kuhl's pipistrelle)
Lineage: Eukaryota; Metazoa; Chordata; Mammalia; Chiroptera; Vespertilionidae
Gene: VPS25
Product: vacuolar protein sorting 25 homolog
Exons: 6
Coding region: 95-625 (176 amino acids)
Biological process (GO): protein transport to vacuole involved in ubiquitin-dependent protein catabolic process via the multivesicular body sorting pathway
Cellular component (GO): ESCRT II complex
Molecular function (GO): protein homodimerization activity; structural molecule activity
Source: RefSeq, a predicted model, not a curated record
CCGGAACCUUUCUGCUGUGCUUUCCGCCAGGACGUGCGGAAGCGGAGACCGGAAGUCCUUUGCCGGGAGCUUCCGGGUUUCCUGGGCUAUUACGAUGGCGAUGAGUUUCGAGUGGCCGUGGCAGUAUCGCUUCCCGCCCUUCUUUACGUUACAGCCGAACGUGGACACUCGGCAGAAGCAGCUGGCCGCUUGGUGCUCGCUGGUCCUGUCCUUCUGCCGCCUGCACAAACAGGCCAGCAUGACGGUGAUGGAAGCCCAGGAGAGCCCGCUCUUCAACAACGUGAAGCUACAGCGGAAGCUCCCCGUGGAAUCAAUCCAGGUUGUAUUAGAGGAACUGAGGAAGAAAGGGAACCUGGAGUGGUUGGAUAAGAACAAGUCUAGCUUCCUGAUCAUGUGGCGGAGGCCAGAAGAAUGGGGGAAACUCAUCUAUCAGUGGGUUUCCAGGAGUGGUCAGAACAACUCCGUGUUCACCCUGUACGAACUGACCAAUGGGGAAGACACAGAGGAAGAGGAGUUCCACGGGCUGGAUGAGGCAACCUUACUGCGGGCUCUGCAGGCCCUUCAGCAGGAGCACAAAGCAGAGAUCAUCACUAUCAGCGAUGGCCGAGGCGUCAAGUUCUUCUAGCAAGACCUGUCUCCCUUUACGCCUUACCUCCUACCCUUCCAGGGCUUUCCAAAGGGGACAGACCCAGUGUUCCCACAGACUGGAUCUGUGCCUCCACCAGACUCAAAGGGCUUCAGUCCACUUACCCCAUGUGUCUGUCCCUGGGAUCGGGUGAGGCUGAGGCAGAGAAGAGAUGUGCUUCUCCUUGCCAACCUCCUCUUCUGUCCUAGAUUGUCCCUGAGCCGCAGUCUGUAAACCCAGCACUUUACAUGUGUUCACAUAUGUAACAGCACACACACACACACACACACACACAUACACACUCAUGCCGUACGAGCUCUGUCUUUCCCCACUCCCACCCCUGUAGCUGCUGUUGCCUCCCCUCUCAGGCUGGUGCUGGAUCCUUCCUCGGGGAUAGUGGAAGCCCUGGCUGCGGGCAGCCUUCCAGGCAAUAUGAAGAUAGGAGGCCCAAGAAGCGGUCUGGCAGUGAGAGGCGGGGCCGGACAGUGAUUUCUGAUAUUAAAAAGCUCAACCACA